GGUCCAGAUAUUUUCGUUUACAGACUCGGUAAACUUCAAUUUACGACUCAAAAUUCUCGGUAAAUUAUACCGAAUUUUACCCGUUUAGCGAGCGAAAAUUGGACAAAAAUGAGUCGGACGGCGUACCAGGGUAGUGGAGACGUAAAACUCGAGCAUCAUAAAGUCAAAUGGGAUCCAAAAACCUUGGAAAUUCGGACUCAUUCCGUGGAGAAAGCUCUCGAACCGCUUGUUCACCAAGUGACAACACUCGUCAACCAACCUAAAAAGAAGGGUGCCAAAGUUGGUAAGUCCAAGAAUGCCCACAAACUUGCACAAGAUAUUGAGGAUGCUACUGUUCGUCUGAUUAAGACUGGAGAGACAAUUGCUCAGGACUUUCCAGAGAUCAGAGAGGAAAUGCUAGCUGCCUGCAAGGACUGUAGAGGAGCUGGUGACACCAUGCGGUUUGGUGCCAAAGAGUUUGCAGAUGACCCUUGUUCUUCAUCCAAGAGAGCAAACAUGAUCCGUGCUGCAAGAGCACUGCUUUCUGCUGUUACUCGUUUGUUGUGUGUGGCUGACAUGGCUGAUGUGUAUCGUUUGCUUGCUUCCCUGAAAUUGGUGGAGAGAAGACUGAAGGACCUUGAGGGAGUAAACAACACUGCCGAUCUUCUGAACUCCUUCAAGAAUCUUGGAAAUGACUUAAUGGAUCUUGCCAAACUAUCAGGGAAACGUCAAGCUGAUCUCAAAGAUCCCCUUAGGAGAGAUGAAAUGGCUGCUGCAAGAGCAAAACUGAAGGAUGCCAGCAAGAUGUUGUUGUCUUCAUCAAAGGCCUAUGUGCAUCACCCAGAUGUUGGUUCUGCCAAAGCCAAUCGGGACUUUGUCAUCCAGCAAAUGAAUGAAGCAGUGAGGUCCAUUUCUGGUACUGCACAGGCAACAGGUCCAAGUCAACCUCAUCCCAUGGAGAUGCCUGGAGCUCUGGCCGCAGCUCUGGAUGACUUGGAUUCUCAACUUGCCAUGGACCCUGCAUCGUACACUGAGAAGCGCACUCGUCCAUCCCUUGAGGAUCGUCUGGAGAAGAUUAUCAGCGGUGCUGCAAAACUUGCAGAUUCUGUUUGUACGAGGGAUAACACAAGAGAUAACAUUAUUGCUGAGUGUAAUGCCGUGAGACAAGCUCUGCAGAACCUUCUGUCAGAGUAUAUGAGCCAUUCAUCAGGCAAAAAGAAGCACACACCAGGUGGCCCACUGGACCAAGCCAUUGAGGACAUGUGUAACAAGACCAGGAACUUGAGAGGAAAGUUAAACCAAGCUGUGAUGGAUAACAUAUCCGAUGCCUUCCUGGAAACCACCCUACCACUGCUGAUGAUGAUAGAGGCAGCCAAGGCUGGUAAUGAGAGAGAGACUGAAGAAUGUGCCAAGCUGUUUAUGAACCAUGCUGCCAAACUUGAAGAGGUUGCUGAACUCGCUUGUUCCAUGUCGAAUAACCCUGAGAAAGUAAAGAUGGUACGAAUAGCAGCAAAACACAUCCAUGCACUUGCCCCACAGGUAGUGAAUGCUGCUCGCACACUCGCUGCUCGACCUCACAGCCAAGUAGCUUUGGAAAACAUGGCUGUCUUCAAAGACGCAUGGGAAAAACAAGUUCGUGUGCUUACUGAGGCAGUCGAUGACGUCACAAAUAUCGAUGACUUCCUCGCAGCAUCAGAGGCACACAUUCUCGAGGAUGUCAACAAAUGUGUCCAAUCCCUCCAGGACAGGGAUCCCGAGUCUCUGGAUCGCACAGCUGGGUCGAUUAGAGGACGAGCACAGCGGGUAGAUGAAGUGGUUACAGCCGAGAUGGAGAACUACCAAAAGGGACCGUACACCGACAAUGUUAAUAGAGCUGUUAAGGCCAUGAGAGAAGAAGUGAUGCCCAACUUCGCCAGAUCUGUGGAGAUUUCUGCUACUUCACUUGCUAAAGACCCAUACGGUGACCACGAGGAAGCGAAAUUUGUUGACGCUUCAAAACUCGUAUAUGAAGGAAUCAGAGACAUCAGGCGAGCUGUACAAGCUGGCAAGCGAGGUACAGCGGGCACUCCUCCAAUCGCAGAUGAAGAUGCAGCAGCCCUGUUCGCUGAGGCUCAGGCAAAAGCAAGAGAACAAGCAGCGUAUGAACAACUCAAGGCAAGCGGUAAAGUACAAUUUGCGCUACGUGCCGAGGGUGGUGAUGACGAGGGAGGCCUUGGACGAGCUUCAAUCCUAGUAAAUGGAACAGAAUAUUGCCCCAAUAAACCAGGACACAACAUUGUCGUACUGGACCCUACUGGCGAGAUUGUACAUGUCAAGAACUUCAAUACGAAUGCAGGACAAGGACCUGACAUGGCGAAGUUCCUGGAAGAGCUUCCUGAUGAUCACGUGGUCUUGGUUGCUACUAACAACGUUACUGGAAAAGAACAAGGAAAUAACGCCAUUGUGGCAGGCAAAGCCUUCGAGAAGAUUGGCUUCACAGGGGAUUUGGACCCCGGGUACAAGGGAUCGUUCGCGUUUGCCGGGUGUACGGGACCAAAGAAACGUUACUGGUCAUCAGCCGAGAUUCGACCUCGCUACCGGGGACCUGCUAUCGUCGCUCAGAUUAUCCCAACACCGGCUGCGCAAGCAGGUCAAAUCAAGGUCGCUAUUGUAGCCGAGGGAGCAGAUGAUCCUAAUGCUACAGGCAGAACGUCAGUGAAGGUCAAUGGCGUAGAAAGGUCGCCGUUACAGAGAGGACACAAUGUUGUCAUCCUUGACAACGCGGGAAAUUUCAUCAUGGCAACACACUUCGAUACGGCAGAUACGACGAAGGGGGAGGGAGUGAAAAUGGCUCGAUUUAUUGAAAAUAUUCCCAAGGAACGAAUGGUAUUGAUGGCGACUCAAGGAACGACAGGUACCUCCGUCAACGAUGCCAAAGCAGCUUUACAAACUAUCGGUGCGACUGGCAACCCUCACCCAGGAUUCCACGCCUCCUGGGCAUUCGUCGGCUACACUGGUCCAGAGAAGGUGAAAUGGGCCAAAACAGUGACACAGCCUCGAUACAAGGGACCAUCUAUCAUAAAUGAAAUGAUUACAACACCCUCCGCUGAACUGGAAAUCAGUCAGUUAGAAUCAGAGCAGACGUUCUCUGAUUACGAACCAGUGUCUGACUAUGAAGGAGCCGGUGCUUACUCAGAAUACGAAGAAACCGAGGACGACACAACAAAGAGCUUAUCGAAGAAGAGUACACGAUCUUUGUUCAGAGCCUUACCUGAAGCCGAGAAAAUCAAAAUCGCUGAGUUAGCCGAGGGAUUGAAUGAACAAAAAUUUGCCCUCGAACGAGAACUGACCAAAUGGGACGAGGCUGGGAAUGAAAUCAUUGUUCUUGCUAAGAAGAUGUGCAUGAUGAUGAUGGAGAUGUCUGACUUCACAAGAGGAACCGGUCCACUGAAAACAACCAUGGACGUCAUUGAAGCAGCCAAGAGAAUCGCUAAGAGUGGAAACAAGAUGACAAAGCUUGGAACAGCGAUUGCUGAGCGAUGUCCGGAUUCAAGCUCUAAAAACGACUUGAUGGCGUACAUUCAGCGUAUCGCCUUGUUUUCUCAUCAACUGACCAUCACUAGUCGUGUCAAGGCCGAUGUACAGAUGAUCAGUGGUGAACUUGUCGUCUCUGGACUUGACAGUGCUACAUCGCUGAUCACAGCCGCCAAGAACCUCAUGAACGCUGUCAUCCUUACCGUAAAGGCUUCGUAUGUAGCAUCUACCAAGCACAAGUCUGGAAGCGUCAAGGCACCUGUCGUCCAAUGGCACAUGCGCGCACCCGAAAAGAAACCGCUAGUCAAUCUCGAAGCCGAAGACAGCAGAAUAACGAGCCUCCAACGAUCACAACAAAUCAGGCAGGAAUCACCCAUCCAAGCACUGAGUGAAUUCGACACCUCUCAACAGAAGAGAACUCGUGAUUUUUACUAGAUUGGAUUUUGCUGCUCCAUGAAUACUAACUUUUUUGUAAUAUAGAUUAGCGGGUAAAAAUGUGUGGCUAAAAUCACUAAAAUAAUAAUAAUUUAAACCUAAAAAAUUCACGAAAUAUUUUUUGUACUUGGUAAGAAUGAAAUUAGUUUAAGAAAAACGAGGUAAAUUGUAGAUAGUAGUUAGUAACUUUAAAAAACGUUUUUAACGACUUCGCGGUAUGGUUAAGAUGUGCGAGUGAAGUUGUUUCUUGCUCAGAUGGUGCUAUUUGUUUUCUACAGCAUUAAAAAUCGAAAUAAAGCAUAGUAAAAAAAAUGUG
Molecule: messenger RNA, 4243 nt
Organism: Actinia tenebrosa (Australian red waratah sea anemone)
Lineage: Eukaryota; Metazoa; Cnidaria; Anthozoa; Actiniaria; Actiniidae
Product: catenin alpha-2
Biological process (GO): cell migration; cell-cell adhesion
Cellular component (GO): catenin complex; adherens junction
Molecular function (GO): beta-catenin binding; cadherin binding; actin filament binding
Source: RefSeq, a predicted model, not a curated record